This is a messenger RNA of Seminavis robusta, 2694 nucleotides long. Lineage: Eukaryota; Bacillariophyta; Bacillariophyceae; Naviculales; Naviculaceae. The record is from the annotation of a GenBank genome assembly.
AUGGCGCCAUGGCCAACCAUUCGACGCCACACAUGCGACAGCCCAGAGAUCUUCCGUUCCUAUCCUGUCCUGUCCAAAUACGGUAGGCCAUGCUGCUGUGAUAGUAUUGGCAUGACGGACAACGCGGAAGUAUCCGCUGCCAUUGCCCAAUCGAGAUACAACGAGACGGUGGUGCUUCAAGUAGUAGCAGCAGCAGAGGAUGAUGACAAAAAGCCCCGUGAAAUUCUCUUGAUUGCGUGUUUGGACAAAGACAGCGGUGGAAUCAUCUGGAAGGAUCUGAGUAGUACUGAAAAUCAAGAAGAAGAAGACGGAGUCGAUGUUGGUAUUGUCCGACAUUUACGUACCAAGCAAUGGUUCUUUCCCAUGCUCAAUGACCAUCGACGCAAUGAACUCUACGAUCAAGCCAUUCGAGCUGCCAGCAAGCAAGCCGUUCGGCAAUUUUUACUACUACAACUCCAACAAGAGCAAGAAGAAGAACAAGAACAAGAAGCUUCAGUGAUGAGAGUCCUGGAUAUUGGUUCGGGAACAGGAUUGUUGGCCAUGAUGGCAGCCAAGUACGUUCAAGAGGAACUGCACAACAACAAGAGUAAAUCUCCAGGAGCCAAAGUCCAAGUGACAUCGUUGGAAAUGUCCGCUGCCAUGAGUCGAUUGGCUCGCUUGACCAUUGCCGACAAUCAGCUCCACGAUACGAUCCAAGUGUCGGAAGGUCAUUCCACAGAACACAACUUGUCUACUACUAGUAGCAAAAUCCAGUUUUGUGUUUCCGAAUUGUUGGAAAGCAGCUUGCUCCAGGAAGGAAUCCUACCAGCACUACGGGAUGCGUGGGAGCGACAGCUGCAUCCCACUGCCGUCAUGGUACCUCAACGGGCACGGGUCUUGGGACAAUUGGUAGAAGGAUCCUUUCUCAAAGACUACUGGGGACCUCAUGGCGAUGACAACCACAACAAUAGUAUUCGUUUGUGUUUGUCAUCUGAUACUACUAGUGACAACACCAACAACUUGAUGAGGGACGGAGGAGCCAGAGGGGGAUUUAUUCUUCCCAUUCAUGCCGAACAGUGGAUCAUGAUGACGGAUCAAAAGACAACCACAAUAACAAACCACCAAAAAAACAAUGACAAUAACGACAACCAAAAGCUCAAGCCAUUAUCGGAUCCAUUUCCAAUCAUGAACUUUGAUUUCUCCAAACCAGGUGCCUUACCGGGACCUCAAGGGCGACGACUGCCUCCCAUUUCGAUUCAACCACACACCGACGGGCGGGUACAUGCCGUGCUCUUUUGGUGGGAAUUGAAUUUAUGGCAGGAUCUAACCUAUUCCACGCAACAUGGCAGAGAACCGUGGCAAGAUCAUUGGCAUCAGUGCUUGUUUGUAUUCACUAGCGACAAGGAUGGAUACCCGGUGCAAUCCAAAACACCUUGCCAACUCGUAGCUUGUCAUAAUGACACGGCCAUGUGGUUUUCCAUGGUUACAACCACAGCAACCAACAACAGCAACACUUGUGAUGAUGUGAAGGGCAGUACGACCAAUCAAAAUAAUGAAGGCGACGUCCCGCCUCCUUGCAAGCGCAUGAAACAGGACGAAAAUAAUAAUGAUGGCGUCCCAAAUCCUGCUGAAAUGCCAGAACAUAAUCCGCUCAUUUCAUCGUUUCGGGCAUGCCAAUUGAACAAUUCGCAGCGACAAGCAUUUCUCCAGAAAGGAAUUCGACAUGCAUUGCACGAAAAAGGCAAAAAUGCCGUCGUAUUGGAUGUGUCCGAUUUUGCACUCUGUGCCAUUCUGGCUGCAAAAAUGGAAGGAGCAACCAGAGUGUCGUCGUUGGAAAGCAGCACUGGAGGAGUCAUACCUACGUUGUCGGCCAAGGUGGCGCAAUUGGCCAAUGGACUUCCCUCGUCAACAGCAAACAACUUGUUUCAAGUGUUGCAGUGUCACGCCGAACAAUUGUCGCUCGAGCUCUUGAACGGAAUGGACAGCAACAACAACGACAACGACGACAAGACUGCGGCAGCAUCACCGGUGCAAAUUGUGGUCGGAGAGCCCUACUAUCAAAUGUUGGAGGGAUGGCAUUUGCAGGAAGCAUUGAACUAUUUCUACCUGGUGCGUGCGUUACAAAGACGUGGCAUCUUGGCAGACAACUUUUGUUCGGUCCCUGCCUGGGCCGUUGUCAAGGGAUGCGCCAUUGAAAGCGCUUCUUUGAAGCAGGCGUAUGGACGUUGUGGUGGUGGUGAGAAUGGGGACGACAAGUCGUCGUGGAUUUGUGGGUUUGAUCACCAGCAGGCAAACUGUCAUGGGGAUAGAUUUCAUCAGUACGACCUUUGUCUACCGAUGUGGGAAUACGAGUAUCGAGAACUGACGGCAAGCUUUGAGAUUGCACGGCUCGACUACAACAACAACGGCACUACAUGUACUACUGGACAAGAACAACAAUACUCGUUUUCCAGUCGGGCGCCGUUUCUCACCAAGGGGACAUGCCAUUCCGUUCUUGUGUGGGUGGAGUAUGGUGUCCGUGUGGGAAAAACUGAUUGCUUUGAGUCUCACGCAACCCUGGGACGAUCCUACCGUCAGCUGGUUCGUAUGCUUCGAAGUCCGGUUGUCUUGGACGAAGGGUCGUUUGGUCAACAGGAACUUCUUUGCCGAUUUGAGUUUGGCAACCAGAAGGAUCUGGAGAGCUACAAAUUAGAGUUGAGUAUAGGGAGCAUCUAA